CGCCAUUCAAUUCUUGGUUUGACCGACAAUCAACUCCACCAUUGCUUUUGUCCAAGUUUCCCUUUAUCUCAAUCCUCUCCGCGUCCUUUUGUCCAUCUUUUACCGUACUACCCUCUUUGACACGCACACAACAGUCCUUUCUUGCCUGCUUUGUCUUUUUGACCUAGGCAUUGUUCCAAAGAAAGACGCCUAAUAGCGCUCCACCAACACCGCACCUAAUCGUACACCACUAUAGAGCGAGUAUCACGAGUGUCCGCCAUGUGUUUACGCGCACUCUCUACCCACGAACCUUGAUAGAAAACUCGACAUACCCUACACCGAACAAUAAUAGUUCAAGAUGUCUCUCAACGAGACCCUUACCUUGGGCGGUGACAGUAACGCAGGCUCCUCGAAGAGCGGACAAACGGCCAGUCAAUUUGCGGCGUCCUUGAUCACCUCAUUGGCCAUUUUCGGGAUCGAAGUCGCCCUUUUCCUCCUCAUCAAAGAUCGAUUCGCCAGAAUUUAUCAACCAAGAACAUACCUGGUACCAGAAAGAGAACGGACCAAACCAAGUCCUCCUGGGUGGUGGGAAUGGAUCAAGCCAGUCUUCACCACAUCCAACUCCGAGUUCGUACAGAAAUGUGGCCUGGACGCAUACUUCUUCCUCCGAUAUCUGCGCACCCUGCUUAAGAUCUUCGUCCCUGCUGCUCUAAUUAUCUUGCCGAUUCUGAUACCCUUGAACGCGGUCGAUGGUCGUGGUGGCGACUAUGCCGUUGGGAAAAACGCCAAUGCAUCCAAUGUCACUGGUCUGGACACCCUUGCUUGGGGAAAUGUCGCUCCAAACCACACCGGCCGAUACUGGGCCCACUGGCUGUUGGCCCUCAGUCUGAUCAUCUGGGUCUGUUAUAUUGCUUUCGAUGAACUACGCAACUACAUUCGUAUGCGUCAGGCAUAUUUGACAUCUCCCCAGCAUCGACUGCGCGCCUCCGCUACAACCGUCUUGGUCAGCUCGAUACCUCAAAAGUGGUGCACUGUCGAAGCACUUGAUGGCCUGUACGAUGUCUUUCCGGGUGGUCUAAGGAAUAUUUGGAUCAACAGAAAUUUUGACGAAUUGAACGACAAGAUCAAGCGCCGGGACAAGCUUGCGGCUACUCUCGAGUCUGCUGAAACAGAUUUGAUCAAAAAGUGUUUCAAGAAGAAUGAAGACAACAUUGCUAAGGCUGAUAAAGAGGCCGGCAAAAAGGUUAGCAAGGAGGAAAAGAAGCUUCGGGCUACCGUUAAGAACGAAGCCGGUGAUCACGCAGCCCACGGACACGGUCUGACUACUGGCAACCCCCAUCAAGUCGAACAUCACCUUCGAGACGUCCUCGAUGGCCCUGAUGUUCGACACUCUUCCGCUUCGUCCUCUGACGACGACGAGGAAGUAGAGGAGCCCCAGCAUAACAAGCGCAUACUCCCAAUUCCCAUUCUAGGCGAAGGCUUCUCAGCAGUCACUCAGGGCUUGGAUAACAUCGGCAACAGACUUCUGGGUGGAAUUCGCGGCGUCAACAAAGGGGUCAACAACACGAUUGAUAGGACCAAUGGGUUCGUGCCCCAAGAGGCUGACCAGGAACAAGCUGUAAGACCUUCUGAUGAGAAACGUGCGCCGCAAAACGGAGACCAUGGCGCAAAAUCAGAGCAACGAAAUACCUUCGGCCAGAAGAAGACAACGCACGCCAAAGAUGCCUCCGCGACUGCUCUGAACGACAACCGUGGACGGUCCGCAGAAAAGUCCGGCAGAGAUCUAGCACCUUCCAGCCCUAUUUCUCGAUCUAGUACAAAGAGAGAUGACAAAGGCCGACCAGAAAAGUCCCUGAGUACAUUCCAAAAGGUCAAAAAAGCGAUCGGCCUAGGGUCUGAGGAAAAGGAGCCUGUCGACUAUCCUCAGGCGUUCGAGUGGGGCUUCGAACACGAUCCGGAUGAUGCCUUAUGGCGGCACUAUUUACCGGAAAAAGAUCGCGACACUACGAGGUUGCCCAUAUUCGGAUGGUCGUGGAUGCCUUCACUUCCGCUCGUUGGCGAAAAGGUCGAUACAAUUCGGUACUGCCGAAAGGAAGUUGCCAGACUAAACGUCGAAAUUGAAGACGACCAAGCUCAUCCAGAACGAUUUCCGCUCAUGAACUCGGCUUUCAUCCAGUUUAAUCAUCAAGUGGCUGCUCACAUGGCUUGUCAAACAUUAAGCCAUCAUCUACCCAAGCAAAUGGCGCCACGUAUUGUCGAGAUUGAUCCAAACGACGUUAUCUGGGACAACAUGUCGAUUCCUUGGUGGCAACGCUACGUUAGAACUGGUGCAGUGGUCGCUAUUGUUACGGGCAUGAUCAUUCUUUGGGCUAUUCCAGUGGCUUUCACCUCCGCCUUGUCACAGUUGGAUACCGCUGCCGAGACAUAUACUUGGCUCCAUUGGGUCCUAAGUAUUCCCAAAUGGUUCAGGAGUGUUUUGCAGGGUGUCUUGCCUGCCGCGUUGUUGGGUCUGCUGAUGCUCCUACUUCCUCUCAUCCUUCGAUUCCUGGCCAAAAUGCAAGGAAUUCAGUCUGGUAUGCUUGUGGAGAUUUCCGUCCAGCGUUACUACUUCGCCUUCCUCUUCGUCCAGCUGUUUCUGGUCGUCUCAGUCGCCUCGGCGCUAACCCAGUUCUUCGCGUUCUUCACUAGCGUGGACGGCUUCACGAAUAUUCCUUCGCUGUUGGGGACUAACAUUCCCAAAGCGAGCAAUUACUUUUUCUCCUACAUGCUGCUGCAAGCGCUGUCCGUGAGCGCAGGUGCUCUGGUGCAAGUGGGCUCACUCAUUGCGUGGUUUAUCCUGGCUCCUCUAUUCGACAGCACAGCUCGAGCCAAGUUCAAACGACAGACCCAGCUGUCGAACGUCCAGUGGGGAACAUUCUUUCCUGUGUACACUAACUUGGCUUGCAUCGGCUUGAUCUACUCCGUCAUUGCACCUUUGAUCCUGAUCUUCAAUAUCAUCACAUUUGCAUUGUUCUGGUUUGCAUACCGCUACAACACACUUUAUGUGACCCGCUUCACUCGCGACACUGGCGGCUUGCUGUAUCCGAAUGCAAUCAACACUACAUUUGUCGGACUCUACGUCAUGGAGAUUGCCCUGAUCGGCAUGUUCUUCCUUGUUAGGAAUACGGCUGGAGAUGUUGCUUGUACAGGACAAGCCAUUGGCAUGAUUAUAAUUCUGGUUCUCACUGCUGGCUAUCAACUCCUGCUGAAUGAGGCUUUUGGUCCAUUGUUCAGAUAUCUGCCUAUCACUCUCGAGGACGACGCUGUGCGCCGGGACGAGGAAUUUGCCAGAGCAAUGCAAGCGAAGCACAUUGGCCUCAUCGAGGAAGAGACCGAAGCUGAAGAUUUGGAGGAUCAAUUGGAGCGUAAGGAGCGACAAGAACGGGAUGAAGACCGACAGCAGCAAGAAUACGAAUUGGAGAGGAUCAAGUCAGACAAACAAGCACGACUCGAGAAACAAAAAUCCGAACAGCUGCCUGAACUCGAGCCGUACGAGUUUCAGAAUCCUGAAAUCAAUAUGGAUCUGGACCAGGAAAGCAAAGGCGUUCGAUUGGCCAAGAAUAUGGCUCAGAAGACGACUGGUACCACCAAGCAGCUCUUGGGCCGUGCCGUGUCACGAAAAGAACAGCGCAAGUCAUGGGCAGACCGAGACAAUGCUCACAAUCGAAGAUCGACCAGUUUUGGCCAGUGGUCGGCAAGCGAAUCACAGAGCCAUAGCAGAGCCCACUCCGAGGCACGCCCCAGACAUGGCUCAAACAAGCGCCACAUAUCACCGCCCCGAGAAGUCUUCAACAAGUUGAACAAUUUCAAUCCCUUGCUCGGUAACGAGAAGGACGUCGAAGCUCAGCGCGCUGCUCGAAACCAGCUUACCGAGGCUCUCUUUAGCGGAGUGAGCGAUGAACUCGAGGAUCUCACGCCCGAUGAGCGCGACAGAUUGGUCCAGCGAGCUUUCCAGCACAGCGCCCUUCGAGCCAGACGACCUGUGAUCUGGAUCCCGCGUGAUGAACUGGGCAUUAGUGAUGACGAGGUGCAUCGCAUGGGAAAAUUCAGCUCGCAUAUUUGGGUCAGCAAUGUCAGACAGGGACUCGACUCCAAAGGUCGAUGCGUGUACAGCGGCGCUCCCCCUGAUUUCAGCGAGGUCGAUUUGAUCCAGCUGUAAUCUGCCUACGAAUUGUCGGAGACGUUGUAAUCAACCACGGAGGAGGAACGUGUCACUCUUUUCUUUCCAGACACCAGGCGAUGCUCAUUGUCUAUCAGACGUUUCAGCGAGCAAGAGAUCCAGCCACAACUUUUUGUCCCACCCACAACGCAUUAGCGACGGCGUUAUAGAGUUGGGCACAUUGGGCUAGUGAUGGGCAUAUUGUCCGAGGAAUGUUGGGCCUGAGCGCAGGUCUAUCAGGUUAUUGGAUACCACUUACGACGUAAUGUACAUAUAUGAAUAUACUGA
This is a messenger RNA of Exophiala viscosa, 4465 nucleotides long. RefSeq lists its product as uncharacterized. The coding region runs from base 338 to 4177 and encodes 1279 amino acids. Gene Ontology annotation, molecular function: calcium-activated cation channel activity. The transcript has a single exon. The record is from RefSeq and is a predicted model, not a curated record. Lineage: Eukaryota; Fungi; Ascomycota; Eurotiomycetes; Chaetothyriales; Herpotrichiellaceae. Gene Ontology annotation, cellular component: plasma membrane.